AUGCCAUCAGUUCCACCAUUUGACCCAUCCUUGUCAUCAUAUGAGCAACUUCAUGAAACCUCAUUAGGUGAACACCGCCAGCAACACCAACAAUCUUCUCACUCUUCCCAUGCCUCCAAUCCUUCUCAUGGAGCACAAGGCUCGCUGAACGUCCAGCACGAGUCUGCUAUCCCUACUGGCUACUCAAUUCCACCUCCAAUUGGUGAAACUAGCUCAAAUUAUUCUAGUGGACCAACCCCUUCAAAGAGUGAAUUGCAUCAAGGUGCUACCACUUCUACUUCUAGCUAUGGUCACAACAGCAACACCAACAACAACAACAACAAAUCCACCUCGUCAUCACAUGCUGCUGCUGCUGCUGGUGGUGCUGGUGCUGCUGGUAGUACUGGUAAAUACACUGGUUCCGGCUCUGAUGCUGGUGCUGGCUUAUCCCACACUGCUACUGGUCGUUACACCGGAUCUGGCUCGGGUUCGGGUUCGGGCUCGGGCUUGACCUCCGGUUCUACUGCCGGCUCCGGUGCUGGUUACACUUCCGGAGUUGCAUCUCAUGCUACUUCAGCAUUGAAGUCAGAUGCUGAUCCAAACCAUCCAAUUCACGAAGCUGAAGAUUUCUUGACCGAAUUGUUAACUUGGAAGAACCCAGUUUACACUGGUAAAGUCCUUGGAUUUACACUUUUUGGAUUGAUUCUCUUCAAAUCCAUUGAUUUGGUUCGUAUCUUUUUCAAGGUUUCCUACAUUACUUUGUUGUUUUCGGCUGGAGCUGAAUAUAUUGGUAAAGUAUUCACUGGUCAAGGGUUUGUUUCCAAUUUUUACAAGAAUUACUCAACUUCUUUUGCCAAACCUAUCAACAAGCAUCUUUUACCUUUGAUUGGUGAGUUGAAUGUUGCUGUUGAACACCACUUGAACUAUAUUCUUUACUCAAGAAAUGUUGAAACAACCUUGAAGUUUGCUGGUAUUUCAUACAUCUUUUAUCAAUUGACUUCAGUUGUUUCUUUGUUUGCCUUGACACUUGUUUCAGUUAUCUUGUUGUUUACUAUUCCACCAGCUUACCUUGCCAACAAGAAACAAGUUGAUGCAUUUGUUGGUGAAUACACUGCUUGUUUCAAACAACAAGUUGGAAAAGGUGUUGAUCAACUCCAUGGCGCUUUAAAGCAAACUCCAAUUGGUCCUUACUUGCAAAAAUUUGCUCCAAAGAGAACUGCCGGAUCAACUGUUGGUGACUCAAAGGCAACUUCUUAUGGUACCGAAGCUGAUACUCAUGGCGUCAAUGUCCAUGUACCUGUUGGCUCUACCACUUCUUCAUCAUCCACUACUGGAGGUGCUGAUUUGAGAGAAAGAAACACACAAGGAUCUGCCAAGGGUACCUACUAUUAA
Lodderomyces theae is the source of this 1371-nucleotide messenger RNA. RefSeq lists its product as uncharacterized. NCBI's taxonomy places the organism in Eukaryota, Fungi, Ascomycota, Pichiomycetes, Serinales, Debaryomycetaceae. The record is from RefSeq and is a predicted model, not a curated record. The transcript has a single exon. Bases 1 to 1371 code for a protein of 456 amino acids.